Varanus komodoensis (Komodo dragon) is the source of this 1237-nucleotide messenger RNA. RefSeq names its product C1q and TNF related 2 (gene C1QTNF2). NCBI's taxonomy places the organism in Eukaryota, Metazoa, Chordata, Lepidosauria, Squamata, Varanidae. The coding region runs from base 109 to 966 and encodes 285 amino acids. Gene Ontology annotation, molecular function: protein binding. The record is from RefSeq and is a predicted model, not a curated record. The transcript is spliced from 3 exons.
CCCACGAAACUGGUCUACAAUGUUCUGCAGGGGAACAUCUGUUUAAGAUUCAGCGGAUUUCUUUCUGGAUGUCAGGCCCUUGAAGAAAUUUGUUCUCGUAUUAUCACCAUGUUCUUCCUGGUUUUGUUUGUCUGGAUUGUGCCCUGCAUAGCAAACCAGCUUCUCAGCAGCUUUCUAAGGGAAGAAAUCCAGAAAGGUUCCAAGCAACUUAUCUGCAGCAUGCCAGGACCCCAAGGUCCUCCAGGUGCCCCUGGAAUCUCAGGUGCUCCCGGGAAUGCAGGAAGAAUGGGUUUCCCAGGAAAAGAUGGACGAGAUGGAAAGGAUGGGGGGAAAGGAGAGAGUGGAGAGGAAGGUCCACAAGGGAGAACAGGAAAUCCAGGAAAAGUGGGGCCCAAAGGAAAGGCUGGAGCCAUUGGCAGAGCUGGCCCCCGUGGUUCAAAGGGCCUGAAGGGACACCCUGGAAAAAGUGGAGUGGCAGGCAAGAAAGGACCCAGAGGAGGACAGGGAGGCCUCGGGAUGCCUGGUCCUUGCAGCUGUAGAGCUUCGAAAGCCAGAUCAGCCUUUUCUGUUGCAGUGACCAAAAGCUACCCAAGAGAGAGGCUGCCCAUUAAAUUCGACCGGGUGCUCAUGAAUGAAGGUCGGAACUACAACACUUCAAGUGGGAAGUUUAUAUGCAGUAUCCCUGGCAUCUACUACUUCGCCUAUGAUAUCACUUUGGCCAAUAAACACUUGGCUAUAGGGCUGGUGCACAAUGGGCAAUACAGGAUAAAGACAUUUGAUGCCAACACUGGGAACCAUGAUGUUGCUUCUGGGUCCACGAUCCUUUCCCUGAAGCAGGAGGACGAAGUCUGGCUGCAGAUAUUCUACUCGGAACAGAAUGGACUCUUUUAUGAUCCCUUCUGGACAGACAGCCUUUUUACCGGCUUCCUGAUAUACCCUGACCAAGAUUAUCUGAGUGAGUUAUAAGGGAGAAUUGCCAACACCAAGACCCCCAUCAGAAAACAGAGCAUGACAAAUUAUAGCUAGAAUAUGCGUGCAUCUUUGAAAUAGUCCAUUCUCUGCAGAAGCAGAUCUAGCCUGGACUGUGGUCCAAAGCCACUGCUAUAAUAUUUAUAGAUAGUCUAAGCCUCGGUGUUUUGUUUCAAGCCUCCUAAAGAACAGUUAUCACUAAUCAACUGAGUAUGCAAAUAGUUUAUGGAAGGCAGAGGGAGGGAAAACGGAAGAGUUAACAAACCAA